Molecule: messenger RNA, 840 nt
Organism: Serpula lacrymans var. lacrymans S7.9
Lineage: Eukaryota; Fungi; Basidiomycota; Agaricomycetes; Boletales; Serpulaceae
Exons: 21
Source: RefSeq, a predicted model, not a curated record
ACCAGACCACGAUGAACUCUCAGGAAAACACAACGCCCACACAGGCUGAGCUGGAUAACUUGAGUGUGCUUUUUAUCGGGUUUGUGGUCGCGACCGUACUCUAUGGGUUGACCUUCUUUCAGACUUACAUAUAUUUUUCACGUUAUCCAAAAGAUGAUCUGUGGAUCAAAGCGACAGUCGGAUUGCUUUGUGCAAUCGACACGACGACGUCUGCUUUGAUGUCUCAAGCAUUAUACUACUAUCUGGUCACUCUCUUUACUGUGGACAUAGAAUUUUUGUUUGCUACAACGUCGUUCUGUGUCGAGAAUGGCUUAGCUAUCCUUGCUUCAUUCAUUGUACAACUCUACUAUGUUGUCCGUGUUUGGACGGUGACUUCUCGAUCGUGGAUACCCGCCCCAAUAAUUGCUUUCGCUUCUUUUGUGGGCUUUGCGUUCGGUAUCACCAUGACGGUUCAAAUUUUUCAGAAUAAGCGUCUAGUUGAUCUUGCAACUUUCCAUAUGGAGAUCGUUGCAGCUAUUAGUCAGGCCUUUUCGGCCCUUGCAGACAUUCUCAUCGUGAGCAUGAUGACCUAUUAUUUGAGACCACGGCGGUUUCCAGAUAUGGCCCUACCUGAAGGAUGGGUAGAUACAGUAACGACCUAUUUCGUCAAUCGUGGGUUUGGCUUCAUGGUUAUCCAACUGGCAUAUUUUUGUGUGUUCGUUGUAAUGCCUUCUAAACAAACUUGGAUUCCUUUCCAUCUGGUCGUCGAUUCUUCAGUCUACAUCAACACACUUUUAGGAAUGCUCAAUUUCAGAGAAGUGAAUGACGGUCAUGGCGUCAACGAAGAGGACACUAUAGUUG